CACCCACAUCCUCUUUCUCACUUCCUCAUUGCGAUCUGUGACUCAAAAGAAAGUGGACCGUCGGUAGGUUCCCGGUCUGGCCGUGUCUCCGGCUCCGCAGGGAGUAAAUGUUGAAGAAGACUUUCUCUGAGAACAUUAGACAAUGCAGUGAAUUGAGAUCACAUCCUGAGGCCAGAAAAGCAGUUAUUACUGAGAUGUACUGGGACGUGGGUCAUGAGGACAAUCCAGAAGACAACAUGGCACCAGGAACAGACACAGUUCCUGAGAUUAUGGGAAGCAAACAGUCAGGGUUGGGUGGCUUACCCAUUGAACAGAGUCCAUCCCUCAAAAACGUUCAGGCAGCGUACAGUGCAGGGGAGGUGGAAAGAGCUCAACAGCUUGCCAGACUACAUUUGGAGGCAAACAGCCAAGUGGAGGAGUUGUUAGGUGUCAUAGCUGCACACGGAGACACAGAGAUGCUGCAGUAUCUGCUUCAGGAGACUGGAAUGGAACUGUCAAAAGAACUGAAUGAUGGAAACCCUGCUAUUAUUGCUGCACAUCAAGGCCAUGAAGAGGUGAUCAAAGUAUUGCUGAAUUCUACUUCAGAUUUGUGUGUUGACAAGGAUCUACUGAACUGGAUGCUUGCUGUGGCCUGUGAAAAAGGACAUCUGGAUGUUGUGAGGCUUUUGGUGCUUGUGUACAAGGCAGAGACUGACAGUUGUGGAGUGAAAACACAGGAUCACCCAAUCAUCACAGGUCAGCCGUUGUAUGCAGCAAUGAAGGCAGGCAAUGAGGAGAUUGCGGGGUUUCUUCUAGAUAAUGGAGCCUGUUUCUCAUCCUAUGUUUUACUGGAUCACCCAGAACUCAGCAACCAGUUGCUGAGAAAACAGUUUACAGAACCAAGUAGCCAGUAUGAAGUUUCGGACAGACAAACAGGCCUGUCACUGAAGUGGUCGUGCCUGAAGCUGCCCUGGUUAGAGUUGGACUGGUUCAUUGAUGUUUCCAAUCGAAUAACAGAGCUUGAUUUGUGUAGGAACAGUCUCACUUUCCUUCCUUCAGUUAUUCCUUGGGGAUUAGUGCAUCUGAAAAAACUCAACUUGUCUGCAAAUCAGCUGAUGGACCUACCUAAUGUGACCUCUUCAGAAGAAAUACUUUGCUUAGGUAUUCUGGAAAUUGAUGUAUCAAGGAACCAACUGAGCUGCCUGCCCACCGGCUUCUUACAUCUACCAAAGCUUGAGAAACUCACAGCAUACGCCAAUUUGCUGGAAGUGUUAUUUGAUGAGGAAAAAGCAACAAAUUGGAUUGGAUUGAGAAAACUCCAGGAGAUUGAUGUUUCUGACAAUAAACUUCAGCUUUUGCCCUCUACAUUCCUGCACUGCUGCAAGUCCCUCAGUAGGUUGAAAGCAUCUCAAAAUACACUCAAGGAUUUUCCUGAACCUUGGGCCUGUCCUUUGAAAUUUUGUAACGUUUCUGGAAAUUUCUUGAAAUCCCUUCCAAACAAUCUGAGUAUCUUCUGGAAGAAUUAUCUUAAAGAAGCAAAUUUUUCUGACAAUUUAUUGAAGGAAGUGCCAGCAAACAUCUUUGAACUUAAGAACCUGAGCUGUCUGAACUUAUCUGGAAAUCAGAUACAGUCUCUUCCUCCAGUGGAUAAAUGGCAGUGCUCUAACCUGAAAUCACUUGAUCUCUCUCGAAAUCAUCUUGGAAAGAGUGAAGAAGGAGUCAGAACUAGGAAAGCUUUUUUUACAACAUGGUUAAAGAAAACUUCGGACACAGUUUCACCAGUUGAAUUCCCACAGUUCCUUGGUGAGUGCUUAGAGGUUCUGCACCUGGACAACAACUUUCUUGAUUCAGUCCCUCAGUCAGUGUCCUGGCUGCGAUCCCUCUCUGAGCUGUACCUUUCAAACAACCCUGGAAUUCGGGAGCUCCCUGCUGAGUUAGGCCAGCUGGCUAAUCUGUGGCAGUUGGAUAUCGAUCAAUUAAGUAUCUCUAAUGUGCCCACAGAGAUCAGAAAUGAAGGCCCCAAUUCAAUACUGACCUAUCUGAGAGCACAGCUGCGGAAAGCUGAGCCUUGCAAACUAAUGAAGAUGAUCAUUGUUGGACCUCCGCGCCAAGGAAAAUCCACUCUGUUAGAGACACUGCAGUCUGGAAAGCCCACUCAAAGCAUGUCCAAAGAAAGUAGCAUCCAAACUACGAACUGGGAACUUCUACGACCUGCCAAUGUCAAGACCAAGGUGGAUUCAGUUGUGUUUAAUGUGUGGGAUGUUGGAGGUGAUGCCAUAAUGUCAACAGUCAAUCAGUGCUUCUUCACUGAUAAAGCCCUCUAUGUGGUGGUGUGGAAUCUGGCUCUUGGAGAGGAGGCAGUGGCAAACCUGCAGUCGUGGCUACUGAACAUUGAGGCAAAAGCUCCCAAUGCUACUGUGAUUGUGGUGGGAACACAUUUGGAUUUGAUUGACACAAAAUUCCGAUCAGAAAGAAUUGCCACACUUCGGGCUUAUGUCCUAGCUCUCUGUCGUUCUCCAUCUGGGCCUCGAGCAACUGGGUAUCCAGACAUCAGCUGCCGAAAUUUACAUGAGAUAUCCUGCAAAACACUUGAUGGAUUGGAAGGGCUUCGCAAAUUGAUCUUUCAAGUAGCUUGUAGCAUGAAGGACACAGGGAAUCUAACUGCAUCACAGAAGUUGGUUGGGAGAUUGAUACCAAAGAGCUACUUUAAUCUGUUGAAUGCUGUCCUAAAAGAACAACAAAGAAGAAGCAGUAGUACCGAGGUCCAAUACUUAACUGACCUGCAACUGGAGGAGAUUGUGGAGCAGACUCCUGACAAUGACAUCAAGGACUUUGAAGAUUUGCAGACCGCUUUCUCCUUCCUUAUUGAGACAGGAGCAUUGCUGCAUUUUCCAGACACCAGCCAUGGUCUACGAAACCUCUACUUCCUAGAUCCAGUGUGGUUAUCUGAAUGCUUGGCAAGAAUUAUCAAUGUCAAAGCUUCACGUGUGCUUGCCAAAAAUGGAAUAAUACAAGUUACGGAGCUGAGAACAUUGUUGGUUGGAACUGGCUUCACAGAACAGACCGAGGAGCAAUACUUACAAUUUCUUGCCAAGUUUGAGAUUGCUCUUCCAAUUACCAACAACAGUUAUCUGCUUCCACAUCUGUUGCCAUCAAAGCCAGGAUUCGAAUUCAGUAACUUGCGGAGCAAGAGCACCAACACCAUCCAGAGACUUUUCAAAAUGAACUUUGUGCCCGUUGGCUUUUGGCAACGAUUUAUUACCCGCAUCUUGAUUAGCUUGGCAGAGAUGGAUGCCCAGCUCUUUGAGAAUGAAAAGAAUCCAAGACGAGGCAGAGCAAAUCGGGCAUCAGUUUACAGCUUCACAAGGUCACAGCGUCGCAAUCGUUGUAGUACUUUCCGUGUAAGAAGAAACCAAACUAUUUACUGGCAAGAAGGUUUACAGGUGAACUACGACGGUGGGUUUCUGAGUGUGGAAUCCUCUGAGGUGAACUGGAAGAGGAAAAAGAGUGCGGGAGUAAAAAUCUAUUGCCAGUCUGAAACACGAGAUUUCUCGGCAGUCGCGUUCAUCACUGAUCACGUCAAUUCCCUGAUUGAUCAGUGGUUUCCAGCUCUUACAGCCACAGAUGCGGAUGGAACGCCCUUGGUCGAACAAUACGUUCCGUGUCCUCACUGCACCCCCACAGUAACAGGGGAAGCUGAAAUCCACGUCCAGGUUCAUGGCCAGUAUUACUUCAGUAUGGAGGACUGCCUGCUCACUGCCAUCAAACACACUCACAUCAAGUGCCCAAACCACCCAACGGAGCCUGUCUCACUGGAGGAGCUAGUUCCAGAGCUUUUUAUGACUGAUUUCCCAGCCCGGUUAUUUCUAGAAAUGAAUUGUCUAGAACAGAACGAAACUACAGACAACAUCCUCGGACAAGGAGGAAGUGGGACAACAGUGUACAAAGCAACAUAUAACGCCACACCCAUAGCAGUCAAGAAAUUCCACUUCAAAAAAUGUGGACUGCCAUCUGAUGGUGUCAAUGAGGAUUCAAUGUUCAGGCAUCUGGAAGCCAUGGAAGCAUUACGGAAUUUCUCCGAAUUCCGUCAGGAGGCCAGCAUGCUUCAUUCCAUGCAACACCCAUGCAUUGUGUCACUAGUUGGCAUUAGUAUUCACCCACUUUGUUUCGCCUUGGAACUGGCUCCGUUGGGCAGUCUGAAUACAGUUCUGACUGAUUAUGCUAAAGGCGCUUCGUUUAUUCCCCUGGGACAUAUGUUAACUCACAGAAUAGCCUAUCAAAUUGCAGUCGGCUUGGCAUAUCUGCACAGAAAAAACAUCAUCUUCUGUGACCUGAAGUCUGAUAAUGUCUUAGUUUGGACUCUGGAUUUGACAGAAACAGUAAAUGUGAAGCUAUCUGAUUAUGGAAUAUCUCGUCAGUCAUUCCACGAAGGAGCCCUUGGUGUUGAAGGUACUCCUGGAUAUCAGGCACCAGAAGUCAUGCCUGGAAUUGUUUAUGACGAAAAGGUUGACAUGUUUUCAUACGGAAUGGUUUUGUACGAAUUACUGUCCGGACGACGACCAGUCCUUGGACAACACCAGCUGCAGAUUGCUAAAAAGCUGGCAAAAGGAGUUCGGCCUUCCCUGGGCGCUCUGGAACAAGUGCAGUUCCAUAGAAUGCACAAUCUGAUGAUGGAGUGCUGGGAUACAAAACCCGAAAAGAGACCAGGAGCAGGCACUGCCAUCAGACUGAUGCAGGAUCCCAGUUUUCCAGCCUUCAUGUACAUGCUGUGGUGUGGUGAGCAAAGCUCAUUCUGUCCUUCUCAAGAACUCGAGCGAACUGUUAUUUUCUGGAAUGAAGAAGGAAAUAACAGGAAUUAUAGUGUGGUAAAUAUAGACAAAGGACUGAUUGAAGUGGAUCACAUCAGCUGCCCUGGAAUUCGGCUGAGCUGUCAGCUAAAGCUACAGAGUGCAUUAUGGACAGCAACCGUGGAUCAGAAAAUUCAGGUUUACAGCCUUAAAGGAAUGUGUCCCUUAAAUGUGCCUCUCCGAGUACUGGAUGUUCCUGCCAUUGUGACAUGUUUCUUACCAGUAUCACGUGGAAACCAGAAAUCUCCGGUAAUGCUUGCUGGCAUGGCUGAUGGAAUGGUCGCAGUUUACUGUCUGGCCAGUGAAAUUCCUGAGGGUUGGUGUUCCUAUCUGUGCUCACGCUCAGCAAAUAAGUUUCAGUUUAAAAUCUCCGACAACGACCUUCGACAGAAUGCAUAUCCAGUUACUGAUAUGAUAGCAGUGAACAAUGGAUCAGAAGUGUGGUACAGCAAUGGUCCUGGGAUCCUGAUCGUAGACACACUUGCUACAGAAAUAACUCGGAGAUUAGAACCUUAUCAAGCUCCCUCGCAGGUCAUAUCAAUGACUUGCAACGUGGGAUGUAAUGGGGAAGAGGCCAUUUGGUGUCUGGAUGAUAAAACAAGUACUUUAAUUAUGUACCGUUCAUAUCAGGUCUGUGCCCAUUAUACGUGCAGUGACUGUAAUCCAUUGAGAGACAUGUUCCCCAUCCAGCAGCCUGCUAGUUUUGCAACAACCACAGCCAUUACACCCACAGAUAUGACUGAUUCCAACUCCAUGGACGUCAGCAUCAUUUUCAAUGAUGAGGUUGGAACCCAAGUUAUAAGACAUUCUGACUCCAUGACCGAUUACUGUUCUCUGUCAUCCAAAUCUUACUCCUCUACCAUCGGGAACACCAGGACAUCAUUCAGUGCCCUGAGUUCCCCAGCCAGUCCCAUAAGUAUUCCUCAUUCUAGUGACUGUGAGUCAAGUUUAUCACGUGAUAGGUCUGGAAGCAUCUCCCCAUCAGUGAAUGAUAUUGAACAGCUGCAAGCUAUAAAAAUCCUAACCGUUAAGGACACCCUGUGGAUACCAAGACGAGGUGGUGAUAUUAUUGUUAUUGAGCUGGAAAACCAGUCCACCUGCCAGCAAGGCAGGGUCAUGGCAGUACUAAAGCCAGAAUCUGCACCUGAAGACAGAAAACUUGUGGACGCUGCUGUUGUGGCGAAGGACACAGUGGUCUGCUGCUUUCAGAAUGACACCAGAGAUUGGAACCUGCAUGUGUGGAGAGCCUGGGGAUCCAGAGAAUUCAAGCUAUUCUAUCAGUCAUACGAAGAGUUGGCAAGAAUGGAAGUCAGCAUGCGCAGACGGAAGUAGCCCUGCUGGACAUAAUUCAGGAUCUCUGGAUGCAUAACCCUCACUGAAGAGGCAAGUUGCAGAACUGAUCAUAGUUCUGUUAACAGGAAAAUGAUUGAGCCUGCAAAGCUGACUGCUUUCCUUGUGAACUUAACCAAUGCAAAUUUGAUGCACAGUACAGGAAAAAAAGAGGAAAAAUUCUCAUAUGAGAUUUUAGAAAAGGAUAGAUGUCACUUCACAUUCUGUCCCACAGAUUGGGAUUUCAUCCAAGUGUCACGUUUGGAUUCCAAGCUCAGUACCCUGCUGAUUACUCUCAUUGACAAUCAAAUAUUCCUGUCUCCUUGGAACUGUAAAUCUAGAUGUCUAUAAAGAGUUUAAAUGGGAAGAAUAUAUUUAUUGUGCAUUAAAUGCAAAAAUUACAACGUGCAUAAUGGAAGUUCUGGUCCUUUGAAAGAAUCAACUGGAGCUUUCAGAAACCUUGUGGGGUACUGAUACAAUAUAGGAUUUAUUCACAUAUUUAUAAGAACAUAAGAACUAGGAGCAGGAAUAGGCCAUCUGGCCCCUCGAUUUAAUAAGAUCAUGGUGGAUCUUUUUGAGACUCAGCUCCACUUACCCGCCCACUAACAUAACCCUUAAUUCCUUUGCUGUUCAAAAAUUUAUCCAGCCUUGCCUUAAAAACAUUCAGCAAGGUAGCUUCAACCGCUUCACUGGGCAGGGAAUUCCACAGAUUCACAACCCUUCGGGUGAAGAAGUUCCUCCUGACCUCAGUCCUACAUCUGCUUCCCUUUAUUUUGAGGCAAUGCCCUCUAGUUCUGGUUUCACCUGCUAUUGCAAACAACCUCCCUGCCUCCACCUUAUCUAUUCCCUUAUCUAUUAUGUUAAAGAAAUUGUUUUAUCUUUUACUGUAGGCAAAUUGUCUCAGUUUAAACAAAGAAACACCAUGGUACAGGGCUGAACCAGGGUCAAAUUUGACGACUAGUGUACUAUAGAUAUUGAGCAUGAAAUUGGAUUGGAAAAUUCAGUCAUGCAAAAGACAAAGAAAAAUCUGGGCCACAAAGAGCUAGCUUGGAUCUUUGGUUUCCACACAGUUAACAGUCUCAGCUAGAGUUGGAGAUAGGGAAAUAACUAUUGAAUCUAUUGAAGCCAACCUAAAGACAGUGUUACUGGUUAAAUCUGGUUGGAGAUUGUUUAUCAGUGUUUCUCUUCAAUUGUUAUAUCACUGGACUAACAAUCCAGAGCCCUAGAAAAAUGUUUUGGGAGAAUGGGUUCAAAUCCCACCAUGGCAGAUGAUGAAGUUUGAAUUCAAUCAUAUCUGGAAUGAAGAGCACGUCUAAUGGUAGCCAAGAUGGUGGAGAUGUCGGUGUUGGACUGGGGUGGACAGGAUCAGAAAUCACACGACAUCAAGUUACAAGUUUUUUUGAAAUAACAAGCUUUCGGAGUGCUGCUGCUUCAUCAUGUGAAAUACUUCAUCUGACAAAGGAGCAGUGCUCUGACAGUUUGUGAUUUCAAAUUAACCUGUUGGAGUAUAACCUGGUGUUGUAUGGUUUCUGACCAGACCUAAUGGUGACCAUGUAAACUCUGACAAUUAUUACAAAAACCCAUCUUUUACAGUAAUGUCCUUUAGGGAGAGAAACCUACCACCCUCACCCUCAUCUUGUGUAGCCUACAUGUGGCUCCAGACUCUCAGUAAUGUGGUUUACUCUGGGCAAUUAAGGAUGCCUAGCCAGCAAAGCGCACAUCCAAUAAAUGCGUAAAUAAAAGCAACAGAACAAGAUUUCAUGUUUUAAAACAAAACAACAAACUUCAUUGCAUUUAAAAGGAUUAAACAAAACAAGCAGCUUUAACACAAUAAGUUGAAUCUAUGAUUAUUGUGCAUUCAAUUUUACUUUAAAUUGCUCCUUUUCAUUAUAAAGCCCAUCAAACUGUUAUUUACCUCUGUAAGCUCGCCAAAUAUAUGCCACUAUCCUCUGGAAUUUAUUUUAAUUUUCUUCAUUUCCACCUGUUUUCAGAGGUUCUUUGCUUAAUACCUCUUGACUAUGGAAAACGCCAUCCCCUAUUCUAGUUGCAUUCUCAAUACUCCUGAGCUAAUUCUGCUGAUUUCCUUCUUUACAACAGUGUUCUGUUAGGAUGAUUUUACUAGUUUGAACCUAGGCAACGUUACAGCUUUCCUUCUCUCUGAGUUCAAAUCUUGAGUAAGCCAUUCCACACAGUGUUUGCCGAAGUUUCCUUUUCCUCUGCUUACACUGCAGACCUAACUGUCUUUUACGUUGGCAGUCUUCUUUCAAUAAGCUACUGAAGGGUCAGUGGGUCAACUCUGAGAGUGCUACACUAUCAGAGGGUCAGUAUAGGGGAACAUUGAACCUCUAAGCAUCAGUACUGAGGGACCACUGUACCAUGAAAGGGGUGGUAUGGAGGCAGUAUUGUACUAUUGUGGAAGAUCAAUGUGAGGAAAGAACAGAGGGAAAAGUGCAUAGUUGAAGAAGUGCUGCAUUGUCAGAGAGCUAAUACUGAAGGAACGCUGCAAUGUUGGAGGGGCAGUACUGGGGGAGUGUUGCACUAUCAAAACCAUAGUUCUGAAAUUGCUGUAUCAUCUCUAGGAUGAGCAGUACUAAGGGCCUUUGCACUUUUGGAGAGGAGGUAUUAAGAGAGCGCUGCAUAGUCAGAGAGGAAGCAUUGGAAUACUGCUGUGUCACAAAUAGUAUCUUUCAAAUGAGAAAUUAAAGUUAGUCCCCAGUGAGGAAGAAUGACUCUGAAAUGGAUAAACUAUCACAGUUAACCAAGGAAGUUAAUCAAAUGGAAAGAAAAAGACAUACAAUGUGGUAAAGUGUAAUGAUAAACCAGAGGAUUGGGAAAGUUUUUAAAGCCAACAAACGAUGUCCAAGAAAAAUAAAGGGAGAGAAGAUAAACAAUUAGGGUAAACCAGCAAGUAAUUUAAGAACUGAGAGUAAGAGUUUCUGUAAAAAUAUAAAAAUUAAUGAAGAGGUCAUAGGCUUCUCAGAGAAUGAGCCUUGGGAAAUAAUCAUGGAGAAGCACGAAAUGGCAGAAAAGCCGAAUACAUACUUUACAUCAACCUUCAUAGCAGAGGCCAUUAAUAGGACGCCCAAAAUACUAAACAAGUAGUCAAAAGAUGGGGAGAGAAAAAUGCAAUACUUAUCACAAGAGAUAUGUGCAAGACUAAUGGAGCUAAAGACAAAUACCUGAGGUAUUGCAUUCCACAUUACUCAAUGAACUAGCUACAGCGUUAGAUGUACCGGUAGUAAUCUUCUGCAAAUCCCAGAGGACUGAAAAUCUGCCAAAGUAGUGAGAUAAAAUGAAGUGACAAUGGGCCAGUUAGCCUAACAUCUGUUUCAGAAAGGUGCUAGUCUAGUAUAAAGGCUGUUAUAGAAAGCAUUUAGAAAUAUAUACGUUGGUCAAGCAGUCAUUAUGGCUUCUUGAAAGGGAAAUCAUGCCUGACAAAUUUACUACAGCUUUUUGAGGUAACAAGCAGGAUAGAUAAAGGUGAACCAGUAGAUGGAAUAAAUUAAGAUUUCCAAAAGGCAUUUGAUAAGGCAACUUAAUAAGAUAGGAGCCCAUGGUAUUGGAGUAUUACAUUAAGUAGCAUGGUUAGAGGAUUGUGUAACUAGUGGAAAAAACAGAGUUGGAGUAAAAUAACCAUUUUUCAGGAUGGCAACCCAUAACUAAUAGGCACAUAAUUUCAAUGGUUACCACUGCUGUCUCAGUACCAGGGACCUGGAUUCUAUUCCAGCCUUGGGUGACUGUCUGUGUGGAGUUAGCAUAUUUUUCUUGCGUCUGUGGGUUUUCUCCAGAUGUUCCAGUUUCCUCCCAUAGUCCAAGGAUGUGCAGAUUAGGUGGAUUAGUCAUGCUAAAUUGCCCAUAGUGUCAAGGGAUGGUGUGCAGGCUAGGUGGAUGAUCCAUGGAAAUGCAAGGUUAAAGGAAUAGGGUAAGGUGGUGGGACUGGGUGAGAUGCUGUUUGGAGCGUCGCUGUGGACUCAGUGGGUCGAAUGGCCUACUUCCAUUUUCUAAGGAUUUUAUGAUUCCAGUAGAGUGCUACAGAGAUCAAUGCUGAGGACACAGUUAUUAACAAAUCAUGACAACUGAAUGCACUAUCACCGAAAAUUAGGUGGCAAGGCAAGGAAGUGAGGAUGACAAAAGAGUCUUCACAGGAAUAUAGGAUAAGUGAAUGGCAAAAUAUAGCACGGGAAAACAUAAUGUUGUACAGUAGAAAUAGGGACGCUGAAUAUUGUAAAUAAGGAAAUUUUGCAGAAAGCUAUAGCAUAGACAGAUUUUGGGGUCCUUGUACAAGGUUCACAAAAAUCUUAAAUCCAAGUCCAUUGGAUAAUAGGGAAGAUAAAUGAAAUGUUGGCCUAUAUUUCAAACGGAAUGGAAUACAAAAAUAGAGAGACCUUGCUACAAAACACAAGUCGGACAACACCUGAAAUGCUGUAAAUAACUUUGGACCGCUCAUCUAUGGAAAGAUAUAUUGUCAUUGGCAACAACUCAGAGAAAGGUCAGUAAGUUGAUUUUCUGUAUAGAGGGGCAGUCUUAUGCUGAAGGGUUGAGGAGGUUCAGCCUGUACUAAUUGGAGUUUAGAUGUAUGAGAAGUAACGUUUUCAAAACGUGAAAGAUUCCUAAGGGACUUGAGGUGGAUGCAGAAAAGAUGUUUCUCUUUGUGGGAGGGUCUGGAGCAAGAGGUCAUAAUACCUUUAAAGGGUUGUCCACUUCAAACAGGUGAUUUGUUUUUCCCUCUAGGGAUUGUAAGUCUGUCAAAUCUUCUACCACUGAAAGUGAUCAAGGGUAAAAUAGUAUUUUAAUUAGUAAGAUGUGUUGAGGGUUGUGGGAGCAAAGCAGGAAACUCCAACCACCUUCACAAGUAUCACCAAUCCAUCAAUCUAAAUCAUGAAAACAUGAUUGGAUCUGGAUGUGAGUUUGCUCGCUGAGCUGGAAAGUUAGUUUUCAGACAUUUCAUCACCAUUCUAGGUAACAUCAUCAGUGAGCCUCCAACGAAGCACUGUUGUUAUGUCCCGCUUUCUAUUUAUCUCGUUAGGUUUCCUUGGGAUCUUCAUUCCAUUGCUAUCUGUGGGAGAUUUCUGAGCUCUCUUUCCUAUAUUACAAUACUUGUGUACACUUCCAAAAAGGUACUUAACUGGCAGUAAAGAAUUUUUCGAGGUCCUGAGGUCCAGAAAGCCACUGUAAAAGUAUAACUUUAGGUCUUUUCCUAUUGAGCUGUUCCUUAGUUGUAUAAUUCAUAUUUCCUGUUUAAUUUCCAAAUCUGUAGCGUUCUGGCUUUUUCUAUAAUCACUAUUCAUGCAAUCGACAUUGUGUAGAGAGCGUGUGUGUGGAACGGGAUUAUGCAGUGAGGACAGAGAGGGACAUUGCUGGUCAUUUCAGCAAUAUGUUUCCUCUUCUAAAUUCUGUCAAGCUGUAUAUUAUUCAGCUUUGAAAAAACACAUUCCUUCAAACUUAGAUAUUUAAAUAUGGACAUAACUGAUACCAGGUGUAGUUGAAUUUGAUCAGAUAUUUCCUGAAUGUAAAUAAGGCUUCCAUAAUAUUUGUGGUUUUCUGCAGUGAACUGAAUGAUUUAUAGAUAGAGGCAGGAGCAUCCCAAGAGAUGUAAUCUGUUCCCUCAGUUUUAGUAUAAUAGUUUUAUUUCUCAUUCAUGAUUCACAUGCAGGACCUGAAAGCUUCUUAAAAUGAGCAUUAUUCAGUGGCCAAAAAUAAGCUUGUGUCCAACAGAAAAUGUAAAGUGUAACUGCUGCGUUUUGAACACAUGCUGUUUAAAAUUUGCAAGGGCAGAGAAUGAUCUUAUAGUAAUGUCACUGCAUCAUAUUUGCAUGGAACCAAAGUACUGGAGCUAAUCUAAACUUUGUGAUACUAUGAUCACUGUUUCCUAAAUGUUUCCCUAUUGACACUUGACCCACCUCAUUCCCCACAACCAGUAAUGCCUCUUUCAUCCAAAGCUUGUUGUGAUUAUGGUCACUUUAAAAGACCAUUGCUGACUUCUUAACUUAAACAAAGUGGUGUUUUCAGUGACAUCUACUGCUUCAAAGACUACAGUUAACCAGGAAUUCAUUUAAAAAAAAAAUAUUACAGAAUGCAGUGCUGUCAUGUUGUUAAACUGUCACUUUGAAAUUAUUUAUAGAACCUGCUUCAAUCAUUUUUUUCAGGUAAAGAUUUCAAGUUCCUGAUAAUGAAGUGAAGCAGUUCGCCUCCUGCUAGAUCUUAGUCUAAUGAUAUUAAAUCUAUGACCUGUGCUUAUUCUGAUAAUCACUAGAGCAAAUUAUUUUUCUUAAUCAAAACCCCUCAUCAUCUUAAUUUCUAUUAGAUCAUCUCCAAAUCAUUUCUGUUCCGGGGAAACAGUCCUUAUUUCCCAACUCCACAUUCUGAAGCAUGGUGUCCUGCACUAUCUGCAAUAUUGUACCUAGGCCAAGCCAGUGAUUACAUUUUUGAAGUAUGAUCUAUUUCCUUCAAUGUUUCACUUAACUAUUUAUUACACUAAAUAUACAAUGUUUUAUAAACACUUUGUAACAGAUUGUCUUGCAUCUUAUAUGAAAAUAAGAAUAUUAGAAUGCAACAAAUAGCCCUUUGAGUCCGCUCUGCUUCUCAAGAAGAUCAUAGUUGAUUUGACUUUGGUCCAAACUCUACUUGCCUGUCUAUUGUUAUUACACCUUGCUCCCCCUAAGUUCAAAGAUAGUUAAUUAACUGGUAGGCAUCUCAAAUGAAUGCAUUUCAAGCAAACGUGGAGUUAAAUAUAGGGUAGCUUUUAACUAUAGUUAUCUCACCAGGUUAGAAGUAGAAGUGUAAAAUGUGAACAAUGAAUGGGCAUUUCUGGACUUGUUAUGGAGCUGGAACUCCAAAUCUUUCAUUGAAGUAAGUGUAAAUUCUUUAUGUAUUCCUCAGUGGAAAGAAAAUGGAAAGGUGGUAGGAAACAUAAGAAUUCCUUGUUAGAGAAUUCUUUGUAGUCUAAAUCUAAUGAAAGGACCGUCAUAGAAUCUUACCUCAGAAUAACAGGAAUACUAAGCAAGAACUAAAGUAAAUUCUGGAGGGCUGUGACAUAGUAGGUGCAAAGUGAAUAAAUCUGCAAGACUACGUAAGGUAAAGGUAAUCUUGGAAACUACUAAAAAGUAGAACUGAGUUCUCAGCAUAAAUAGUUACAUUGAUAACG
Molecule: messenger RNA, 13299 nt
Organism: Stegostoma tigrinum
Lineage: Eukaryota; Metazoa; Chordata; Chondrichthyes; Orectolobiformes; Stegostomatidae
Gene: lrrk1
Product: leucine-rich repeat kinase 1
Exons: 34
Coding region: 108-6158 (2016 amino acids)
Biological process (GO): protein phosphorylation
Molecular function (GO): protein binding; ATP binding; protein kinase activity
Source: RefSeq, a predicted model, not a curated record